CAAAAUGGCAGACUCCAUGAUAUUCGCUGUGACAAUAUAUAUCGCGUAGAAAAUCGUAUUAGGUGAACGGCAUCAACAAUUCCAACAAGAUUGAUCAUCACGACAUGACAUGGAGCCGGAUGAUCAAUCAAGCCUGUGGCAGUGCAGAAUCUGCAGUCAGCCGUACAGCACCAGCUCAAACCUAAAUCGACACAUGAAGAUACACGAAGUGAAGCAAUUCAAAUGUGAAAGAUGCCUAAAAACAUUCACACUCAAGCAGCAUCUGAAUAACCAUCAGAAACUCCAUGACAAGCAGGACUCUGCACCACAAAUUCGUUAUUUUAAGAAGGGGGAGGCACUCAUGAAGGCCAGUGAAGAGGCUAAGCGAUAUGAAAACUUCUUGAAGCUUCAAAAGGUGGUGGUUGAAAAGACUUGGUGUGACCCAGUCACAGCAGAAGCCAUGGCCAAAAGCAAGGCUGGUGAGGCCUGGAGAGGCGAGGUAAAGCUGACCUUCGGCAAGUACAUCAACAUGACCUUCAGAUGGCUAGUAGAAAAUGAUGUGGGAUGGCUGAAGUGGCUGCUCGUUCAACAUGCCACAAAGAAGGAGUGCAACCCACUGAUGCUGUGGCUGAAGAAAACUUUAUGGGACUAUGCCAGCCAAUUUCCAGAAGUGAUGUGCCAUGUCGACUGUGAUCUGAAGAAACAGAAGAAGCAAUUAGAGCCAUCGAAGGCGGAACAGCCAUAUGAGCGUGAUGUGUCAAAGGGGGAAGAGCCGUCUGAGUUCAUUGAUGACAAGGACCUCUUAGAAAUGGCAGAUAAUCUACUGACAACAUCCGAAUUGGGUGUAAAGACCCAAAUAACGAUGGCUCGGGAUCUGCUGGAAGCCAGCACAAGCAUUCCAGAGACCGUUACGAGCAUUCCAGAGACCGUCACCGACCCAGGACUCGAAGGGUGGCAGAAGUCAUGGGAAGAGCCUCCACCCAACACCUUGCCGAUGUAUCAGCCCAACAUCCAGUGGCUUAAGAACGAUCCAGUGUUUGGGCUGUACACCAAAGAAGGAUCAAGAAAGGUUCUUAAACCCAUGAUGAUCUUCAACCCGCCCCCACUCUUCAGUCGCGUAGAAAGCACUCUUCCCUCAAUGCUGUCCUUCUUCAGGACACCGACUUUCUUUUGGAGGCCAGUCGGUGUCAUGCAGUUGAAGGUGCCUUGCCCCAACACCGAUUGCCCGGCACCAUCAGGGUAUAGCCUUGUCCGCCAUGGAUAUGGGAGUGUCGCCCGCACCGUGUUUGGGAUGAAAUUCCCGUACACGCUCCUCACAGAGCGCCUCAUCUGCCACCACUGCAUGGAGAAGCGCAGGUCUGCUUCAGACAAGGAGAAGCUCCAGUACUCCUGGAAUUCCUCGAGCUCAAGUGUUCUCCAGCAACUUGCCCCCGCAGUGAGGAGUAUGUUCCCUGCCGUCAUUGUGGGAAAGCGGGCAGUGGACAAGGAAGUCGUUACCCUCCUAACCGACCGCAUCAACUCGGUCUCCAUGUCUAAGGUGUACCGCGUGCUGGAGAUGGGUCACGGCGAGUGGUAUGCAGAGAGGAGGGAUUGGUACCAGACACUACUCUACAAGGCACACUCUGCUGAGUCCUCGGGCACAUCUCAACGAGGAAUCCUGCCAUUCAUCAAGUCGCCUGGUACAUACACCCCUCCUCUCCCACAGAUGCCGCUCCCUUCUCCCCGCACGCUCCGUCGGGCACAUCUGAUAGUGGAGAUGGAAAGGAUGCCUGUCUAUCGCCAGAGCAUAUUGAGCGUCACCGGAGAGAUUCUCUGCAUUGAUGGAACUAAACAGAUCCUCAAAAAGGUGUAUGGUGACGGCCAGGGUACCAUGCAUUUUCUAACAAGCAUUUUGAACGAGUGGGGCCAGUUCGUAACGGCAGUGGUCGUGGCAUCCGAAUCAGAGGAAUGUUACCAAAGGCUCGCCCGUGGACUCAGCUCGAGAUUCAGGCGUGCAAAUGCCCCAGCCCCAAAAGUGUUGUACACUGACAAUAACUGCUGCAGGGAUGGUGGUACCUCCUGGAAUGGAGUCCCCUGUUUGGUGACUGGGUGCAAGGGGGACGGGAUGCUCAUGCCGUCUGAUAUCGCCAACUGGCCUGCACAGAUGGGACGCCGUCUGUUAUCGAAAUCAAACCCCACAGCAAUACGGGGAUCAUAG
This is a messenger RNA of Priapulus caudatus, 2176 nucleotides long. RefSeq lists its product as uncharacterized. The record is from RefSeq and is a predicted model, not a curated record. The transcript is spliced from 6 exons. Bases 110 to 2176 code for a protein of 688 amino acids. Lineage: Eukaryota; Metazoa; Priapulida; Priapulimorpha; Priapulimorphida; Priapulidae.